CAGAGAUCAGCCGUGACAAGACACACAACUCAGAGCUUCCUCAUCACAGAGACACACAGAAGCCAUCAUGUCUUCCACAAUGGUCAUCAGGCAGCCUCAGCCUGUAAUGGUCUCCCGGGAGUCUGAAGAGUGGGGAUCUGGGAUUUGUGACUGCUGUGACGACGUGCCCGAGUGUUGUUUUGGUUUCUGGUGCUGUCCCUGCUUCGCCUGUAAAAUUUCCAAGAAAUAUGGCGAGUGUCUCUGUCUCCCCUUGCUGGAAAUCUUUGGUGGCAUCAUCUCGCCCAUCACCAUGUCCAUGAGGGUCUCCAUGCGGCAGCGCUAUGGCAUCAAAGACACCAUGUGCAUGGACUGCGUGUAUGCGACCUUCUGUACGGCCUGCAGCUGGUGUCAGAUGUCCAGAGAGAUGAAGAGAAGAAACAUCCCCAUCGUUUUAGUCAGCGCCAAAAACACAUGAGCUCGCUCAUCACCACCACCAGGGCUUUUGACAUAUCCCAAUAAUACUCAACCUGAUUCAGCUGUUACUAACAUGUCAUAAUUAAAAUGUAGACCAAACCUCUUUAAGAAAAACAAGUGAAUAAAAAAGUGCUUGUAUCACUGA
Messenger RNA from Micropterus dolomieu (smallmouth bass), 598 nucleotides. RefSeq names its product cornifelin homolog B-like. Bases 68 to 454 code for a protein of 128 amino acids. Lineage: Eukaryota; Metazoa; Chordata; Actinopteri; Centrarchiformes; Centrarchidae. The transcript has 4 exons. The record is from RefSeq and is a predicted model, not a curated record.